UUGUCAUUGGUUUCACUUUCCCGUCUGCUUUAUUUACAGAGGAAGCGUCAAAAAAUGUCAGAAUCCAAUGAUUCGGGGACAUGUUCAGGUGGAACAAGACCGAAACUUAAUUCACAAACAUCCAACUGGUCAUUAAACCUGGACCAUAGAAUGUUUACAUCUGCUUCCGAUUUGGAUCUCCCUUCCCAUAGUUUGGAUGACUACUUUGAUGCUGCUGUGCUUUAUUGUGAAAAGGAUAUAGAAAUGGCAACAUCUAUUGUUGACGAAAUCAACAAAAUACAAGUAGAGAGUGGUAUCAUGGCAAAAGCAGAACUUUAUGAUUUGAGCACCUUGCAAGGAAAGAAGUCAACAGAUGAAUAUGGAGAUAGUACAGCUGUCUCUUCUAUUGCAUCUAUCAAGAGCACCUCGGAAGAAAAGAAGUCAACAGAUGAAUAUGGAGAUAGUACAGCUGUCUCUUCUAUUGCAUCUAUCAAGAGCACCUCGGAAGAAAAGAAGUCAAUAGAUGAAUAUGGAGAUGGUGCAGCUGUCUCUUCUAUUGCAUCUAUCAAGAGCACCUCGGAAGAAAAGAAGUCAACAGAUGAAUAUGGAGAUAGUACAGCAGUCUCUUCUAUUGCAUCUAUCAAGAGCACCUCGGAAGAAAAGAAGUCAACAGAUGAAUAUGGAGAUAGUACAGCAGUCUCUUCUAUUGCAUCUAGCAAGAGCACCUCGGAAGAAAAGAAGUCAAUAGAUGAAUAUGGAGAUAGUACAGCAGUCUCUUCUAUUGCAUCUAGCAAGAGCACCUCGGAAGAAAAGAAGUCAACAGAUGAAUAUGGAGAUGGUGCAGCUGUCUCUUCUAUUGCAUCUAUCAAGAGCACCUCGGAAGAAAAGAAGUCAACAGAUGAAUAUGGAGAUGGUGCAGCUGUCUCUUCUAUUGCAUCUAUCAAGAGCACCUCGGAAGAAAAGAAGUCAACAGAUGAAUAUGGAGAUAGUACAGCAGUCUCUUCUAUUGCAUCUAGCAAGAGCACCUCGGAAGAAAAGAAGUCAACAGAUGAAUAUGGAGAUGGUACAGCUGUCUCUUCUAUUGCAUCUAGCAAGAGCACCUCGGAAGAAAAGAAGUCAAUAGAUGAAUGUGUAGAUGGUGCAGCAGUCUCUUCUAUUGCAUCUCUAAAGAUCAUUUCACAAGAAGAGAAAUCAUUAGAUGAAUGUGUAGAUGGUGCAGCAGUCUCUUCUAUUGCAUCUCUAAAGAUCAUUUCACAAGAAGAGAAAUCAUUAGAUGAAUGUGUAGAUGGUGCAGCUGUCUCUUCUAUUGCAUCUCUAAAGAUCAUUUCACAAGAAGAGAAAUCCUUUGAUGAAUGUGAUGAUGGUACUGUUGACUCUUUUGUAUCUGCAAAGAGCACUUCACAAGAAGAGAAGCCAACAGGUAAAUGUGAAGAUGGUAUGGCUUACUCAUCUAUUGCAUCUACAAAGAAUACUUCACAAGAAGAGAAGUCAGUAAAGAAAUUCAAUUUUCUAAACAAGAUUGCCAGCAUUAAUGACUCUUCUGAAAUGGUAUGA
This is a messenger RNA of Acanthosepion pharaonis, 1533 nucleotides long. The record is from the annotation of a GenBank genome assembly. Lineage: Eukaryota; Metazoa; Mollusca; Cephalopoda; Sepiida; Sepiidae.